AUGAUGGUGAACAGCGGGGCAGGCUACCCUUACUACGAGCACUAUGGGGGGGCGCCACUCUUCCCGACCAUGAGUGUCAACGUGUCCAUGAACAUGACCAUGCAUGGAUGUCCACCAGAGCAGCUUUGUUCACAGGUACAAUGGAAUCAAAACGCUUCAACACCAUCAGUCAACGUCGUGUACCCUCAAACACAAAACGUCAUAUCCUCCUCAUCCUACCCUUCAGCCACGUACUCCUUCACGGCGGACUUCAGAGCCCCCAACCAAAGUGAUCCCCUCAUUACGGCUACUUCAACCUUUAAGCCUCUAUUGCAGAACCCUCAGAAACCAAACCCAAAUUACUCAAUUUUCCAACAGAAGCCCAACUUUCCUCAAAAACCAUUAGGACAAACUUUAAAAAGAUCUCCUUCUAAGUUGUAUAUGGAGACGCAGAAGGAACCGAAUAUAGGCAAUGGGUAUGUCUUGAAUCAUCAAGGUCAAGUGCAUCCUCAGGAAUAUGGAUAUCCUGCGUGUGUUAAUACGCCUGGUAAAGUACAGGUAGGAGCUCUAAGUGGUUGUUCGGAAGAUGAUGAACAGAAACCAAACCUGUGCCGUAUCUGUGGUAAAACUUAUGCAAGGCCAAGUACUUUGAAGACACACCUCCGAACGCAUUCGGGAGAACGUCCCUAUAGGUGUGGUGACUGCAACAAGAGCUUCUCCCAAGCUGCCAACUUAACCGCACAUGUGAGGACGCACACUGGCCAGAAACCGUUUAGGUUCUCCCAAUCGGGUAACUUGAACCGGCAUAUGAGAGUACACGGCAACAUGUCAGGCGGUAUGCUCGGCUGA
Molecule: messenger RNA, 828 nt
Organism: Arctia plantaginis
Lineage: Eukaryota; Metazoa; Arthropoda; Insecta; Lepidoptera; Erebidae
Source: the annotation of a GenBank genome assembly